UGUGAUUUAGUUAAAAAAUAUUUUACUAUCUUUGUGUUGCCCUGCAGACUGGCCCAGGCGACCCAGGAGAGGACAGACCUGUACGCCAAGCAGGGCCGAGGCAGCCAGUUCACCUCCAAGGAGGAGAGGGACAAGUGGAUCAAGAAGGAGCUGAAGUCUCUGGACCAGGCCAUCAACGACAAAAAGAGGCAGAUCGCAGCCAUCAACAAAGACCUGGAGGACACGGAGACCAACAAGGAGAAGAACCUCGAGCAGUAUACCGUGUGCCGCUACCUGUGGCGGGAGGAGAACGCAGAGCAGCAGGCCCUGGCCGCCAAACGAGAAGAGCUGGAGAAGAAGCAGCAGCUCCUCCGAGCGGCCACCGGCAAGUCUAUUCUGAACGGCAGUGACAGCAUCAACAAAGUCCUUGAGCAUUUCCGUCGUAAGGGUAUCAACCAGCAUGUCAUCAGUGGUUACCAUGGCAUCGUCAUGAAUAACUUUGAGUGUGAGCCCGCCUUUUAUACCUGUGUCGAGGUGACAGCUGGAACCAGACUGUUUUAUCACAUUGUGGAGACUGACGAGGUCAGCACCAAAAUACUGAUGGAGUUCAACAAAAUGAACCUGCCUGGAGAAGUCACAUUCCUGCCCCUGACCAAGCUGGACGUCAGGGACACCGCCUACCCAGAGACAAACGAUGCCAUUCCCAUGAUCAGCAAGCUGCGCUACAGCAACACCUUCGACAAGGCCUUCAAGCACGUGUUCGGGAAGACUCUGAUCUGUCGCAGCAUGGAAGUCUCCACCCAGCUGGCCAGAGCCUUCACCAUGGACUGUAUCACUCUGGAGGGUGACCAGGUGAGUCACCGCGGAGCUCUGACCGGAGGCUACUACGACACCAGGAAGUCUCGCCUGGAGCUGCAGAAAGACAUGAGGAAGGCCGAGGAGGAGCUGGGGGAGCUGGAGGCCAAGCUCAACGAGAACCUGCGCCGGAACAUCGAACGUAUCAACAAUGAGAUUGACCAGCUGAUGAACCAGAUGCAGCAGAUCGAGACUCAGCAGAGGAAGUUUAAGGCGUCCAGAGACAGUAUUCUGUCUGAGAUGAAGAUGCUGAAGGAGAAGAGGCAGCAGUCAGAGAAGACCUUCAUGCCCAAGCAACGCAGCCUGCAGAGUCUGGAGGCCAGCCUCCACGCCAUGGAGUCCACCAGGGAGUCACUGAAGGCCGAGCUCGGCACAGACCUGCUCUCUCAGCUCAGCCUGGACGACCAGAGGCGCGUCGAUGACCUCAACGACGAGAUCCGCCAGCUUCAGCAGGACAACAGACAGUUGUUGAAUGAGAGGAUUAAGCUGGAGGGCAUAAUGACCAGAGUGGAAACGUAUCUCAACGAGAACUUACGGAAACGUCUUGACCAAGUGGAGCAGAAAGUUAGCAUCCACAUUAAUCUUGAUCUUCUGGUCGACAAGAUCGAGGUCGAGAUCAAGGACCACAUAAAGAGCAUGGAGCGCUGGAAGAACAUCGAGAAGGAUCAGAAUGACGCCAUCAACAGCGACACCAAGGAGCUGGAGAAGAUGACCAACAGGCAGGGCAUGCUGCUCAAGAAGAAAGAGGAGUGCAUGAAGAAGAUCCGAGAGCUCGGCUCGCUGCCUCAGGAGGCCUUCGAGAAGUAUCAGACCCUCUCAAUCAAACAG
Notothenia coriiceps (black rockcod) is the source of this 1662-nucleotide messenger RNA. Its product is annotated as structural maintenance of chromosomes protein 3-like. Gene Ontology annotation, biological process: chromosome organization. Gene Ontology annotation, molecular function: ATP binding; protein binding. The record is from RefSeq and is a predicted model, not a curated record. Lineage: Eukaryota; Metazoa; Chordata; Actinopteri; Perciformes; Nototheniidae. The transcript is spliced from 12 exons. The annotation marks the transcript as partial. Gene Ontology annotation, cellular component: chromosome.